AUGGGGGAAGAAGAUGGAAUUCUUAUUUUAGUCAAGGAAGACAGUGGCUCCGAUGACCAGAAUUAUUACACCCUGAGCUCUGCAUUCAAUCAGACGGAUGGCGGCCUCCUUUUCAUCGCCAAUCCAAAUACUACCAUACGUAAGGUGUCAGGUGGCCUGGGAUCUUACAUCAGAGGUAACGAUUCCCACAAUCUGUCAUUCAACUUGUCCGACAACGGCUUGUUCUUCAUCCCUCAUCCCAUCUUACUAUGGGCGUAUGGCGAUGACGGGGUGACCUUCCAUGAGGCAUCGUUCAACAUCAACUUCACUAUGAGCAUCUACCAGCCGGAGAACCAGACAAAGAGCACCCUGGUGUUCGCCAUCCAACCUUCACUCGUUUAUUAUAUAGGGUAUCCCAUUUCUUCUCCACCGAUUGGGACCUCCAGCCACACAUCGUCAUCGUCGUCCAGCAACAGCACUGUGGCCGGCAGCCAUGUCUCUGCUCAGACCACCACCGUUUACGGGAAAAUAAAUGAUCCCCGUAAUAAAACAAAUAGAGUCGCCGCCGAGCAAGUAAGCUUGGUACAGAUUGACAUAGAGUCGCCGCCGGGCAAUUCCUCCGGACUGGGGAGCAGGUACAGCGUGUGGAUCGAUUAUGACCGCAUCGAGCACAGCAUCUCCGUCUCCGUCGAUGCUACCCAAGGAACACCGAGCACGGCCACAGCCAACGGGGUCCUCAAACUCAGCAGCAUCAUGACACCAUUUGCAUCCUUGGGCUUCUAUUCCACCAUGGGGCAACUCUUGCAGCUUAACGCAUGGAGCUUGACGGCCGAAAGGCUCCCCUAUUCCUACUCCUAUCCCUCGCAGGGGAAGCUCAAGGGGAACAAUGGCAACGCCAUCAUAUUGUCCUCGGUCCUUGGAUCCACGGCUGCUGUUGCCAUCACUGCGACUGUUGUAUACGUCUACUUCAACUCCAAGUACAGGAAGUGGAUGAAGGAGCAGGACAAGCUCGCCAAAACCAUGCAGCGCCUCCCUGGGGUGCCAACCCAGGUCGACUACGCCGACAUCAGAAAGGCCACCAAGAACUUCCAUGACACCAUGAAGCUCGGGAAGGGCGGAGUUGGGGCUGUGUACCGAUGCACGCUCCCCGCUGCUUCCUUGAGGAUGGGGCGAGGGAUGGAGGUGGCAGUGAAGAAGUUCAUGAGGGAUGUUGAGGACCGACGCUACGACGACUUCCUGGCGGAGGUUAGCAUCAUCAACCGUCUACGCCACAAGAACAUAGUCCCACUCGUCGGUGAGUAA
Molecule: messenger RNA, 1281 nt
Organism: Miscanthus lutarioriparius
Lineage: Eukaryota; Viridiplantae; Streptophyta; Magnoliopsida; Poales; Poaceae
Source: the annotation of a GenBank genome assembly